Tuber aestivum (summer truffle) is the source of this 1657-nucleotide messenger RNA. NCBI's taxonomy places the organism in Eukaryota, Fungi, Ascomycota, Pezizomycetes, Pezizales, Tuberaceae. The record is from the annotation of a GenBank genome assembly.
AUGGCUAAAAGGCACCGCUCGGACUCCGGUAGCUCGACCACACCGCCAACUCGGACGAUAUCCACCCGUCCAGUUGACCAGGAGGUUACGGCCAGCCCAGAUCUAUCCUCUGAAUCUGGCUGCUCCAAGCAUGUCUGUCUCGAUUCGCUUAGCAAUGAGCCAACACCUUCAAUCAGCUGUUUUCUUCCACCACAUUGCUCGGGAGAACCCUUUGUUUCUCACGAACAGUUCGAAACCCAUUACAUUCAAGCUCAUACAAAUCGCUGUCAUGAAUGCGGUCGGAAUUUUCCGUCACUGAGGUUUUUGGACCUGCAUAUCGCUGAAAACCAUGAUCCACUAACGGAGCUUAAGCGUGAGCGUGGUGAUAAGACUGUAUGUACUACCCCUGUCCUUUUUAUUUUUAUUUUUUUAUAUCUUAGGAUAGGAACUGAUGCUACCCCUAGUAUGCGUGCUUUGUGGAAGGAUGUGAUAGGUUGUGCAGCACUCCGCUGAAGAGACGAAUGCAUUUGAUCGACAAACAUCAUUUCCCAAAGGUUUUUCCUGCUCUCCCCUUAUUUUGAGAGAAGCACUGACACGGUAUAGGAAUACAAUUGGAAUAUCGUUAAGUGGGGCAUAGACAAAUGCACUUCCCUGCUUACACGAAAGCGCUCGCCGCCCCAGACCUUUAUUACGGGGGAAACUCCCACUACUGGGGGGAGGGACAAGCCCCGUUCUGCCAAUAGCAUUCACAAGGGAGAGUUGGAAAGGCCUCUAAGGGCUAACGAUAAUCUAGUAGUGGCAACUGGGGCUACUGCUGGCGGAACACAGCAGCGAGUGCAGAACGGGGAGGGAUCAAAGAGUGUUCUAAAAGCGGAAAACAAGGAGGUAGACAUGGACGAUAUUACGUUCACAAUGUCAAGUUUAAAACUUGUUCCUACAAGCAUCAGGUUUGGUAGGCGAGGCGGGGGACACCGGAGGUGAGGUGGGUAUCUUCAGCUUUCCUUCCUUUAGGGCGUCAUAUCCCAACAUUGGGAACUGGGUUUGUUUCUCUCUCCUAGUUGGUACUGCCAAUUGUCUUUUUACUCCUCGCGGAAUAUGGUGGCGUUCAGUUUUCUGGAGUCGGUGUUUGCGGUAUAUAUACUUCCCGUAAGCCCUUCUCUUAUUAAUGCCAGUUAUUUCCUUUUUGAUCUGUUUACUGACACUGUCUAAUUCUUGAUUGAAUUAUUGAAGUUCCCUCUCAUUUUGUAUAUGACAUGCAUAUGUCAGGAGCUGACUACUGGCCACCCGCUGCCCUAGUUGAAAAUCCGUCUGUAUUGCGACUCCAAACUCGGUACCCUAGAUCAAGCGCUUUGGGACCCCGGAUUCCUGGUGUGGUAUCAUAUUAUUCUCCAGGGCGCUCCGUACCAGCGGACCGCAGCCACUUCUACCGUACCUUCCGCAAAAUGAGGUGAAAGUUCGCGAAGAAAAGAAAAAGACAGUUGAUAUAAACCUGUUUUCUGAAAUUCGGUAACCCCGGAGAUACAUGCUAUCGGUUGCCAGUUUCACCCUUACAAUAGUAUUUGAGAUCCCGUCUCCAGUAGGCUCUUGCGCGCUACUAAAUGCGGAGGGGGGGGGGUUCCGGUACGAGACUUUUGUAUAUAUAGCACAGAACUUCAUAAAAAGCAAAUUCAUUAUUAGA